AAAACAGACAGCCGGCAGGUUUCACUCGAGUCUCUGGACCAGGUUUAAAGUCUGUCAGACUGAACCACUGACUGAUAUAGGUGGAUACAUUCAUGGGUGGAGCGUCAAAAAAAGGCUUCAAUAAGAAACAUUCUGUGAGCUUGGUAUCUGUUCAUUUUCUAAAAAGAACAAGAAGGAGAAGGAUGGGUAUCUACUCCUCAAUCCCUGCAGGUCCUCCACUGAGGAUUGUAAUGAUUGGGAAAACUGGAGUUGGAAAGAGUGCCGUGGGUAACACCAUUUUGGGUAGAAAUGGUUUCCAUUCUGCGGCGAGUGCACACUCUGUGACGCAGAGCUGCCAGAUACAGGUCUGCAACAGGGGGAGAAAGGUGGAAGUGGUCGAUACACCAGGGAUUCUUGAUACGGCAAAAAAUGCAGAGAGCAUAAAGAAAGAGAUUGCAAAGUGCAUCCAGGUGUCUUCUCCCGGCCCCCACGUCUUUCUGCUGGUCAUCCAGAUCGGCAGGUUCACCAAAGAAGAAGAAAACAGUGUGAAAGCCCUGGAGGAGAUCUUCGGACCUGAGGCGUCCAAGUACAUGAUCGUUCUGUUCACACGUGGCGAUGAGCUGCGGGGCCAAACCAUUCAGAGUUAUGUGCAGUACGGUCACUCCAAACUCCAGGAGGUGAUCAAGAGGUGUGGUAGCCGGUACCAUGUCUUCAACAACAAGACAAGGUGUAACAGAACCCAAGUGGUUCAGCUGAUUAACAUGAUCGACAGGUUGGUGGCGGCAAAUGGAGGACAACCUUUUAGUGACGAAAUGUACGAGGAGGCAGAGAAGAUUCUGCAGCAGCAUCCAAAGUACAGAAAACCCAAAGAGGAGGUUUACAACUUCCCCUUCAUGGCUGAGCUACAUGAGAUGGUCAUUCGCUUCCAGUCCGUGCUGACUGCUUUCGACGAACACGACACAACAACACAAGGCCCCCCCAGCACUCCCUCUGAAACAUGAACUUUCCGCGACAAAUUAUUUAACCAGUAAAAGCAUCUUUACUUUCAGUGUUUUUCACCACAUCACAGUGUGUGCCUGAGGACUUUUAAACACGUUGAAUGCAGUUUCUGCAAGUAUUUUGAAACAUUCAAUAUUAACUAGCUGGAUUGCGGCUCUCUUCUGUAAAUGACUGUCACCUGUUGUCGAUUAGCAGAUUAACAUGAAAUGAUCAGCAGGAGUGUACUCCUCCACUGGCGUAGAUUGUGGGUCUACAAUACACAAACAACUUUUGUAAAAACAUAGCACCAAUAAUAAAUCAUUCUAAUAGAUUCAUGGGAAAUGGUGCUGACUUUAAAUUCAGUUAUGGUGUGACUAUACAGUAUUUCAUGUUUUGGUUUUAAGUUUGU
Etheostoma spectabile (orangethroat darter) is the source of this 1366-nucleotide messenger RNA. RefSeq names its product GTPase IMAP family member 9-like. The coding region runs from base 93 to 980 and encodes 295 amino acids. Gene Ontology annotation, molecular function: GTP binding. Lineage: Eukaryota; Metazoa; Chordata; Actinopteri; Perciformes; Percidae. The transcript is spliced from 2 exons. The record is from RefSeq and is a predicted model, not a curated record.